AUGCGGCCUCUUUUCCUUAUGGGGCGAGAAAGAGCCCUCCAUUCUUGCAUAUCUCCACAUACGUACCCUUUCCUUUCUGUUGCGCAGUCCUUCUUCCUUCUCGGCGAGAAGAAGGACGAGAAGCACGGGUCCGUCCUCCACGGCUUCUCCCCGGACAUCCUCGCCUCCAUUUGGGGCGUUGACGAAUUCCUCGCCAAGAAGGUGCUCAAGGGCCAAAAGGGCGCGGGAAUCAUCAAGGUCGAGAAGAAGCUGACGCUCCCCGCGGCCGCGCGCGCGCCCAACGCGUUCUUCGGCGAGUUCAGCUUCAACCUGAAGGACACGCAGCCGGAGCUCCUGGUGCCACGUGGCGGGUGCGCCAACUUCGUGAACUGCAAGAAGAUGCCCACGCUCGAGAAGUUCAAAAUCGGGCUCAGCGCCGCGCUCGUCAAGCUCGAGAAGGGCGCUAUCGAGGUCCCCAGUUACAUGACGAACGCUGACGCCAUCGUCUACGUCACCAAGGGCAAGGGCCGGGUCAACAUCGCGGGCCCCGGCGGGAAGAACCUGGUGGACAAGGAGGUCAAGUGCGGCGACCUGUUUGUCGUCCCCAAGAACUACCCGGUCGCCAAGCUCGCGGCGAAGGACGACUGCUUCGAGAUGGUGGCCUUCACCACGUGCACCUUCCCCAUGUGCAUGCGCCUCGCCGGGGAAAAGUCCGUCUUCCACUUCUUACCCAAGGAGAUUUACGAAGCGGCCAUGGACCUGGACGAGGAGACCGAGAAGAAGUUCAAGGAAGCGUGCGAGAAGCGCGAGAAGACCAUUGGCAUUCUGCCGCCCCCGAAAGAGAAAUGGGGGGACGACUCCUACGAGCAACAGGUGAAGGAGUUCGAGCGCUCCUUCAUGAGGGGAUUCGUGGACUACGUCGAGGACAUUGUUGACGCGUGA
This is a messenger RNA of Klebsormidium nitens, 921 nucleotides long. Lineage: Eukaryota; Viridiplantae; Streptophyta; Klebsormidiophyceae; Klebsormidiales; Klebsormidiaceae. The record is from the annotation of a GenBank genome assembly.